CGACGAUGUUCUGUGGGUUGAAUGGCGAACCUUCCCUGGAGGCGAUCUCCCAUUUGGCUCGUACUUCGCGUAGCCCCGCAGUCCUCGCUUUUUGAAGGUGUUGACCAUGCUGAUUACAAACACAGAACUACAGAUGGCAGUGUGUCGAGGAGGGGAGCCGACCGCCGGGAUAGCGGUUGUACAAAAAGGGUGACCCCUGUCUGGCAAAAGCAAAAGUACACGGAAGAACCUACCAGUAAGCACGCCUAUUGAACGACUUAUUGGCAGAAGCUUGUGUCGUUAUCACGUUUACUGAAUAGAAAAAUCCUUGCCUUUGACACCUGAUGUGGACACUGAGCACGCUCUAAGGGAGUCCGGCGGCAUUUGCGACAGUGUACGUCAUCCAAGUUAGCGAGCGGGACGGACGUAGCAGCAGCGAAUUUCUGG
Molecule: messenger RNA, 426 nt
Organism: Guyanagaster necrorhizus
Lineage: Eukaryota; Fungi; Basidiomycota; Agaricomycetes; Agaricales; Physalacriaceae
Exons: 2
Coding region: 22-252 (76 amino acids)
Source: RefSeq, a predicted model, not a curated record